This is a messenger RNA of Nestor notabilis (Kea), 960 nucleotides long. RefSeq names its product YOD1 deubiquitinase (gene YOD1). The record is from RefSeq and is a predicted model, not a curated record. Gene Ontology annotation, molecular function: cysteine-type deubiquitinase activity. Gene Ontology annotation, cellular component: cytosol; nucleus. Lineage: Eukaryota; Metazoa; Chordata; Aves; Psittaciformes; Psittacidae. The transcript has a single exon. The annotation marks the transcript as partial. Gene Ontology annotation, biological process: endoplasmic reticulum unfolded protein response; protein deubiquitination.
GUGAUACACUGAUUGUUGAAGAGGAUACGUCCAAAGCCAAGACCGACUCACCUGUGCUUGCAAAAAGAACAAUGUCUAACUCGGUUAGGGAAGCCGUGCCCGUGCUCGCCAGGAGGGUUGUGCCAGCAGAUAACUCUUGUCUCUUCACCAGCGUGUACUAUGUGGUGGAAGGAGGCGUCUACGACCCAGCCUGUGCUCCAGAGAUGCGCAGCCUUAUAGCCCAGAUAGUAGCAAGCGAUCCGGAAUCGUACUGUGAGGCAGUUCUAGGGAAAACCAACAGGGAGUAUUGUGACUGGAUCAGGAGGGAAGAGACCUGGGGAGGAGCCAUCGAAGUGUCCAUUUUAUCCAAGUUUUACCAGUGUGAAAUCUGUGUGGUGGACACGCAGACAGUGAGGAUCGACCGCUUUGGGGAGGAUGCCGGUUACACUAAGCGGGUCCUUUUAAUUUAUGAUGGGAUUCAUUAUGAUCCACUUGAGCGUAAAAUCCCAGACUCGGACAUUCCUCCCCAGACCAUUUUCUCCACGAGUGAUGAUAUUGUCCUUGCACAAGCGUUGGAACUGGCAGAUGAAGCCAGGCGGAAGAGGCAGUUCACGGAUGUGAAUCACUUCACGCUGAGGUGCAUGGUGUGCCAGAAGGGACUCACGGGACAAGUGGAAGCCAGAGAACACGCCAAGGAGACGGGACACACCAACUUCGGAGAAGUGUGACAUCUGCAUGAGGAUGGUUACAUCGACUACCUCAUCGAUCCAGAAUAAAAUUCUGGAUUCCCAGAUAAGCUGUAUGUAAUCCUAAAAUUCCGUUCACAGAGCUUGAAAAGCAAAUUAACUUAAUGAUGGCCAGGAUGCACAGGUUUGUUAUGGCUAGGGAUUUUUCCCAAGGGAUUUGAAAUAGGUAUCUUCUCGCAUGCUAAUUUAUAGUACUUUGGCAGGUGGUAUACACUGGCAGCUAGAACUUGAUUCC